CUAUACAAGCUCGCAGGGUUGAGUUUUCGUCUCUAGGCCAUCUCAUCCAUGGCUAUUCCUCUCGGGAAGCUCACCAUCCUCAUCGGCGCAGGUCUUGUUGGGUCAGUGCUUGCUAAAGAAGGGAGCUUACCAGAUGUUUCGAAUUUUGUCGCCGGUGCUAUUAAGAUGGUAUUUAGGCAGCUGAAACAAGAAGAACCUACCAAAUCAGCCAGCAAGCCCCGCAAUGAUACACUUAUGGCACAGGUUAACAGUCUUAGGCAUGAAUUGAGCUUGCUUUCUUCAAACAGACCCAUCACUAUUGUUACCUCAGCAGGAUCAGGUGGUAAAAAGUAUGGUUACAUCAUUAUAAUUGGGGUUAUAGGCUACGGAUAUGUAUGGUGGAAGGGCUGGAAAUUUCCAGAUUUUAUGUUUGCAACAAGGCGCAGCUUAUCAGAUGCAUGUAAUAGUGUUGGCAGCCAGAUCGAUGGUUUUUACACAUCACUCUCGGGUACAAAACAAGAGUUAAGUUCAAAAAUUGACGGGAUGGGUCGUAGUUUGGAUGCUAAUACAGAAAUUAUUCAAGAAACAGGACGAGAGGUGAUGGAACUUCAAAGAGGUACAGAAAAUAUUAAGGAUGAUGUUAAGUUUGUUUUCGAUGCUGUUGAAACUCUGGCAAGCAAAGUCUAUCGUAUUGAGGGAAAUCAGGAUAUCACGCUUAAAGGAGCGUUGCCAUCAACUUCAGCAGUGCCAGCCCUUGAGGCAGCUCCUAUGACACCAUCGUCAAGGACUUUGUCUUUGCCUCCUGCUUCUCCCCGUGAAUCCCAGUCACCUUCAACUUCUAAUGGAGCUCAACAGUCACGUGGUCCACUUCAGCACACUCAAUCUAUGUCUGGUUUGAAGGAGAUAAGCGAAAAUGGAACACAUUCCGGAGAAACUACGGGAAACACAAGUUCAGGCCUGUUUAGUAUGUUCUCAAUGCCAAGAAUAGGGAGGACUCGUAGUGUGGUCAACACAGUGCCUACUAACUCCAUUGGACCCCAAUAGGGGCUUGUCAAUACUGAAGAGAGAGUUUGAACAUUCAAAUGAUCAGCAAGCCAGAAAUGGGCAAGUGCUAGAAGAGGAUUUGAAUAGAUCAUGCUGCGUCUAUACUCGUCCCUUGCUUAGUGAAGACAAUGCCAUAAAUGGUGCAUAAUUUU
Arabidopsis arenosa is the source of this 1175-nucleotide messenger RNA. Lineage: Eukaryota; Viridiplantae; Streptophyta; Magnoliopsida; Brassicales; Brassicaceae. The record is from the annotation of a GenBank genome assembly.